Molecule: messenger RNA, 2178 nt
Organism: Porites evermanni
Lineage: Eukaryota; Metazoa; Cnidaria; Anthozoa; Scleractinia; Poritidae
Source: the annotation of a GenBank genome assembly
AUGGUGCAAGACUCAGUUGUGAAAUCAGUGAUAACAGCUACGUCUACAAAGACAAUCUAUGAUCUGAAGUAUACAAAGUUAGUGAAAGCAUUUCAAGCACUGAUGCUUGGAAAAGGUAUAAAUCUCACAUAGAAAUUUUACUUAGGAAGUGACAGCUACCCCAAUUUUGUUGUUCUCUUUCGAUAAAUAUCGCCUUUUCAUUAUGAUGGGCUUUAUGUUGCCCUUCCACAAACACAAGAACAGGCUUCUGCAUAUUGCUGUUUAUAGCGAUGAAUUGAAUUUUCUCCCUAAAACGUGAACGACGAAAUUAUAAACGUACAGAAAAGUAUCAUCCUCCAAACAGCUUAUCUCGCACUUUCCAACGGUAAAAUAUGUUAUGUACAUCUAAUUUGUUUUACGCUAACUUUUUAUUUUGCUAAUUCGCCGAUGCAAUAAAACUAGUUCUUUUUAGAAGCUUGUGUUAAAACGUGUAGGUUCAAGAAGGAUGCUUUUAGUUAUGACAAUCUAUUAUCAAAUGAUCGGUUUCUCGUCAAGGGUAAAAUUAGUAAACAGUGAUCUGAUUUCAGUGAGCUCGAAUGUACUUUGAGCCAGCUAAAGGUUUGAGUUAUCGAUUAUUCACGGUAUUGUUACAGUUGUUAGGGGCAGGAGAAAUUGAUUUUGGUUUGACUAAGCGUCGACGUCUCGGGUUGUUGGAAGAUAUGAAUUAUUCUUACGUUCUUCUGACGCCAUAAGAGCUCAAGUUUGCAGCACAUUUGAUAACAAUAGCCUUUUGCAUUUUUCUAUCUGUAUCAAAGAAUAAAACCGUUAUUCUACGAUUGACAAAGUAGAAGAAGCUUUAGUUUUCACAUUACUUAUGUUAUUUAUUUAACUGGAUAAUUUAGAAAUGUGCUUACUUGCAUUUUUUUGUACACGUAACUACAAAGGCGGGAGAGGCAUAUGAUAAUCACCUUUAGAAGUCGCCAGGAAUUUGCCGGACUUUCCCCAUCCUGAAGGCUGCUAUUGGUCACAUUCUUCGAUUUAACGAUGUAAUACUACCAAAAAUACAGAGUUUAUUUCGUGGCCAAGUUUGAUUGGCCUACCUUUGCACAAUGAAUUAGCAGAGUAUAAAAUGCAGUUAACUUGGUGGUGUUCUCGUGUUCUUCAAACUACGUAAUUGUGGAACACUCCCCAAGUCCUGCAGUGCAAAGUUUUAGAAAAUUCAUCUUGUGCGAGCCUAACGAACCUGCGUUGAGACACAAAUACGAAAUACUCAAAUAUGGUAACCAACCCAUGGAGUUGUCAAUGUUUACCGAAAGCCUGGGCGACCUGGAGGUACGGGCGCAUUAGAAGGAUUACUUAUGCAAUGCGCAUGGAGACCAGUACUAAAAGAAAAGUUUUCUCUUUACAGAAUAUUAUGUUGAUAACGGUUUUCUGACUGAGAAGCCCGUCCAUCGACAUCACUUAGAAAAGAUACGAGUGCUGGCUUCCCAUGGAAGUGUUAUCACCAUAAAGAGAGAUGCUCAAGUCCGUGAUCUACACAACAAGUACACCGUUGAACCAAUGAGUUUAGCGGUGGACCAGUCUGAAGUAUGGGUAGAUGAAUGGUAAGUAGGAAAAUCAAUCCUUUGUCAUGCUAGCCCUCUCAGUAAGGAGUCGUUUAAACAGACGCGAAAGUAGACUGGUAGAUUUUGAACUAGUGAAAAUAGAACGAAAGGAGCUACAUGUAAGAAGUGUGAACCGCUUUCAUUCAUCAACUAGUCACACAUAAGGAUGUCAUCCGAAACCUCCUUAGUUACAAUCACCUUGCAAAAAGAGUGAAUAUGAAGAAAUGAAAGUACAGUUAAUUUUAAAGGUCAUACUUUUGUUACGGAUUGUAUCUAAAAAAAUUACCAGUACCAUUGUGCGCCCCAAGAAACGUUCGCUGAUAUAAUGUUGGAUCAUUGUGGGGCGAUUCACUUCGAAUCGAGAAAAAAAUUGGAAUCAUCUCUGCUCAUUCUUUUUUUAUUUCUCAUCUGAGAUAAUUCUCUUUUGUUUCUUAAUUCGAACUAAAUAGGUCUACCAUGAUCCAACUUUACAUGAAUGAACGUUUUCCGGAAAGCUCAACACCACUUGUAGGUGUUGGAUGCCGUUUCAUCAACAGAAAUAAAUCUAGAUCGUGUUAGGGCUACAAAAAACCCACUUUUUUUUCUCACUUGCAGA